AUGCCUUUCAAACGGCCCGCGCCUGAGCCACAUCCUCGCUCAGCCUCUCAAUCAGAGUCCUCGUCCUCGAUUCUCCGACCGCUGAAGCACGCUCGUCUCGAUUCCUCAGAGAAGGUCCUGUCGAACGUUACUUUGUACAUCGUGCAGGCGAAGCUUGAUCCAUCUAGUCUUCCAGAACUGUUUCGGCUCGCGGAGCGGCAUGCCCAACGUCUGUGCUCAGAUGCCAACGACGCCGACGUGAUAAUCACGGCGAUACACAUGAAACGACGUCUUGAACGACAUAUCCCUUGGAACCUUGCUAAGCAGAAGGCGAUAGUAACGCCCCAAUGGCUUCGGGAUAGCGUGAAACAGAAGAAACCCCUUCCGUGCGGAGACUACGCUGCUGUUGAAGAGCUCCGGACUGAGACGGUGGAGAACUGCCCAGACUGUAACCUUGCAUCAUGCGUCUGCGGGGACUCGGAUUCAGACGUAGAGACUCCAUCCAGUCAUGUCCCUUUCGAGGAGAAGCACCUACAACCACGACCGCAAAUCCCGCGUCCGACUUCACCUACACCUGCCCUGGAGCUAUUGACACCUAGAUCUCUACGGAUGGAUACAAAUGUUGAGGCGAUGGUGAAGCAGACUGCGGAGGACAACAUACCAGUUCGUCUCUUGCCUCCGGAUCCGCCCAUCCCGACGCGUUUGGACAAGCUCGACUACACGUCUCGCUACUCUUGUCAGCGCGCAUCCCCUCUUGUAUGUCCGAAUCAGGACCUUGUACGAGAACUCGACAUAGUGCAUCGAUCUCGUGCUAUGGAGGGCGAGGAACGCAGCGCGUUGAGCUACGAACGUGCAAUAUCGGUCAUCAAAGCGUACCCGCAGCGCAUCACCUCCGUCUCGCAGGUACAGAAGUUGCCUUUCAUUGGGCAGAAGACAGGCACCAUGGUGGAACAAUUCGUCAACACCGGCAAGAUUGACGAAGCGCAGACUAUACUCGCAUCGGACCGCUUCAAGGCUCUCAGCCUCUUCACCUCUAUCUAUGGCAUCGGGCCCAACACCGCCCGCCGUUUAUAUAGCUUCGGCCUGCGCACCAUCAACGACCUGGAGGUCUACUACGGUGUCGAGCGCGACGACCCGCCCGACCCAGCCCAAUCAGAACUGCACGAGCUCGACAUGCAGAAGCGGCCACAGUACUGGCGCGGACAGGACCAGAGCGCUACCGACCGCAAGCGGGGGAAGCUCGGGAACUUCGGCGGAGAGAAGGGCGAGGGUGAUGAAGGCCUGGGGGAUAGCUGGAUCAGGGUCGCGCUGGAAUUGCGCGAGGAUCUCGCUGUGAAAAUACCGCGAGCGGAGGUUGAAGAGAUGGGGCGCAUCGGCAUGGCUGAGCUGGACGAGCUCGAGCCGGGGUGCGUCAGUACGAUCGUUGGAGGGUACCGGCGCGGCAAGCCAGAGAGCAAUGACGUCGACAUCGUCUUCACGCACCCGGACGCGGAGGUCGUGAAGGGGCUCUGCAAGCGGUUUGUGCGCAGGCUAUACGAACGCGGGAUGGUCAGCCAUGUCAUGCACCUAUCUGGCUUUCAUGGACACAACCCCCUCCGAACUACCCAUUGGGACUCGCUCGAGAAGGCGCUGACCGUCUUUACGCUGCCGACAUCGACCCCGUUCCACAACGGCGUCCGACGGCGCCUCGACUUGAUAUUUGCACCACCGGAAGUGUACUGGACCGCUGUGAUUGGCUGGUCGGGCUCGAUUAUGUUCCAACGGGACCUCAGACAAUGGGCAAAAGAUAAACUCGCCAUGAAGUUCGAUAGCUCAGGAAUCACACGACGGUACGAUUCGAAGAUGUUCUUCCCCAAGACGGAGAAGGAGGCAUUCGAUCUUUUCGGUCUUGAAUGGGUAGAGCCGAAGUGGAGGAACGCGGACGCAUGA
Messenger RNA from Rhodofomes roseus, 1908 nucleotides. RefSeq names its product Nucleotidyltransferase. Lineage: Eukaryota; Fungi; Basidiomycota; Agaricomycetes; Polyporales; Fomitopsidaceae. Gene Ontology annotation, molecular function: DNA-directed DNA polymerase activity; DNA binding. Gene Ontology annotation, biological process: double-strand break repair via nonhomologous end joining. Bases 1 to 1908 code for a protein of 635 amino acids. The transcript is spliced from 11 exons. Gene Ontology annotation, cellular component: nucleus. The record is from RefSeq and is a predicted model, not a curated record.